CAGGGGAUGGCAGGAGAGGGUGACAGACAAGGCAAUGACUACAUUCAACAGUGCAGGAAUUGAAUUGCUGCAAUGUAGAUAGACGCUCGAACAAUUUGCUUUGGGAACACAGAGCAAGAAGCAUUGAACUCCACGAAGUUGGGCACGAUUUUUUUAGAGGCAGAGAGGUUUACUCCUGAUGGAUCCGUGGAAGGACCAAAUGAACAACAAGAGAGAGCACACAAGCAGGGAAAGCAGCGGAGUGAGGGAGAGAAGCAGACCCCUUGCUGAGCAAAGAGCCCAAUGCGGGCUCAAAACCAAGACCCCGGGAUCAUGACCUGAGCUGAAGGCAGAAAGAAGGCAGAUGCCCAACCGACUGAGCCACCCAGGUCUCUAUGAAGAUGUUUCUGAAUCUUCCAAUCAGAGAAACUCUUGGAGAAUGUCUUUCACCACAGUGAAGGAUUAACUAGGAAAGAGGAAGACGUGGGACACAGGAAACAUAAAACCCACCAGAGGUGAGAGGGAAAGGGAAUUCCCAGGAAGAUAGUGAGAGGACAUCCCAGAAUGACAACCAUGUAUCCGGCCCAAAGGGUAACCGGUUCAGAUGAAGCAUGCCAGAGCCUUCAAGAGGAACUUUAAGAAGAUGAAAUUGAUGGUCUGCUUGGUAUGAAUAAACAUAUUAAGAAGUGAUUAAGAACACCAAAAGCAUGUUUGCAUCAAAUUUCUGGGAAGUCACAGAAAACUCUACAGAAGAGAAAACAAGGUUCAAGGUUUGAGAGAUACUGACCGCGCCGAACUGACUAGUGCGGGGGAGGGGGGGCCCCGGCUAGUGGCCACUCGCCCUCUGCGUCUUCCCUGGCAGCGCGGUGGGCGCCGGCUCCUCGGAUGAGCUAUCCAGUUCCCCGACUUUGAGACGCGCCUCUGCCCCGCCCGACCGCCCAGAUGCAGUUUCGCCUCUUCUCCUUUGCCCUCAUCAUCCUGAAUUGUAUGGAUUACAGCCACUGCCAAGGCAACCGAUGGAGACGCAGUAAGCGAGCUAGUUAUGUAUCAAAUCCCAUUUGCAAGGGUUGUUUGUCUUGUUCAAAGGACAAUGGGUGCAGCCGAUGUCAACAGAAGUUGUUCUUCUUUCUUCGAAGAGAAGGCAUGCGCCAGUAUGGAGAGUGCCUGCAUUCCUGUCCAUCUGGGUACUAUGGACACCGAGCCCCAGAUAUGAACAGAUGUGCAAGAUGCAGAAUAGAAAACUGUGAUUCUUGCUUUAGCAAAGACUUUUGUACCAAGUGCAAAGUAGGCUUUUAUUUGCAUAGAGGCCGCUGCUUUGAUGAAUGUCCAGAUGGUUUUGCACCAUUAGAUGAAACCAUGGAAUGUGUGGAAGGAUGUGAAGUUGGUCAUUGGAGCGAAUGGGGAACUUGUAGCAGAAAUAAUCGCACAUGCGGAUUUAAAUGGGGUCUGGAAACCAGAACACGGCAAAUUGUUAAAAAGCCAGCAAAGGAUACAAUACCAUGUCCAACCAUCGCCGAAUCCAGGAGAUGUAAGAUGGCCAUGAGGCACUGUCCAGGAGGAAAGAGAGCCCCAAAAGCAAAGGAGAAGAAGAACAAGAAAAAGAAGAGGAAGCUGAUAGAAAGAGCCCAGGAGCAACACAGUGUCUUCCUAGCUACAGACAGGGCCAACCAGUAAAAUAAAAGACACGUAGGGUAGAUUUUGGGGAGGGGGUUUGCUUUUGCAAAAGUGCACAAAGCUCCUCUCCACUCCUGGACCCUGGCAUGUGGCCUUUGUGCUGCUCUGACCAGUAUCUGUUCCCAGUAACGUUGUGAAUGGAGGAGCCACGAGCGUGGUCUCUGUUAUUUAUGCUUUGAUUUGCAUCUGGAGCCUAUGAAGGCAGGAGCCCACAACCUGAAUCCAUGGAAGCAGGAGUUAGGGGUCCAGCAUGGGCCUUGGCUCCACGA
Molecule: messenger RNA, 1922 nt
Organism: Mirounga angustirostris (Northern elephant seal)
Lineage: Eukaryota; Metazoa; Chordata; Mammalia; Carnivora; Phocidae
Gene: RSPO2
Product: R-spondin 2
Exons: 9
Coding region: 922-1653 (243 amino acids)
Source: RefSeq, a predicted model, not a curated record